This is a messenger RNA of Cuscuta epithymum, 2577 nucleotides long. The record is from the annotation of a GenBank genome assembly. NCBI's taxonomy places the organism in Eukaryota, Viridiplantae, Streptophyta, Magnoliopsida, Solanales, Convolvulaceae.
AUGGAAUUUUUUUACUCAGUACCAAAUUUCAGAAAAAUAAAGAUAAAAGCGCAAUGAAGGGACAUAAAGACUUAAGUUGUUACAAGCACAUCUCUCUCGCAUCUCGCUUGCUGUGCGGGCGAGGAAGGUUGUAUGUGAUUCAUCGAGGGUUUAUCGGCCCGUCUGGUGGUUCCCUGGAUCGUCAGCUCUGCCAUUUUAUCACUCCGUAUUAUUAUUUCGUCACAGUAAGCCUCUCGAUUCGUUUUCUGGAUCCGCUGUAUAUGCGAGUAUAUAUUGUUUGCAUCCCUGUCUUGUCUGCUUGUUUACUCGACUAAUUAAUCAAUCGGAAAGAAAACAGAAAUCCAUACAAGGAUCCGCGAAUUGGAAUCAAUGGCAUUGGGGGAGAAGAAAAGCGAUAAAGAGGUGAUCCGUUUGGAGCGGGAGUCUGUGAUUCCAAUCCUCAAGCCCAGACUUAUCAUGAAUCUUGCCAAUAUCAUUGAACAUUCUUCUGACCGGGCCGAGUUUUUGAAGCUCUGCAAAAGAGUUGAAUACACAAUUCGAGCUUGGUAUCUCUUGCAGUUUGAGGAUCUCAUGCAACUCUACUCCUUAUUUGAUCCUGUGCACGGGGCUCAAAAGCUCGAACAGCAGAACUUGGGUUCAGCAGAAAUUGACGAACUUGAACAGAAUUUCUUGACAUACUUAUUUGAGAUCAUGGAUAAAAGCAACUUUAAAAUAGCUACUGAUGAGGAGAUUGAUGUUGCACAUUCCGGGCAGUAUCUUCUAAAUCUACCCAUCACAGUAGAUGAAUCUAAGCUUGACAAAGAACUCUUGAAGAAGUACUUUGCAGCUCAUACUAUGGAAAAUCUUCCUGAAUUUGCUGAUAAGUAUGUAAUCUUUCGGAGAGGAAUUGGAAUCGAUAGGACAAGUGGUUACUUUUUCUUGGAAAAAGUAGACACGAUGAUUGCACAUAUGUGGUAUUGGGUUUUGAAGAAAACAAGGUUAGAGGCCUUGUUUAGGAGAUCAAAGAGACCGCAGAGAAAAGUUCCAAAAAAAGAUGAUGAAAUCACUGAUGGAACAGAGGAUGAUGACUUAUAUGUUGAACGAAUCCGUAUUGAGAAUCUCGGAAUCAGUUUAUGCAAUCUCCUUAGCAAAAUUACGAUUCAAGAACCAACUUUUGAUAGGAUAAUUGUUGUGUACAGACUAGCCAGUACCAAAACAAAACCAGAAAGGGGAAUUUUUGUGAAGCAUUUCAAGAAUAUUCCCAUGGCUGACAUGGAGAUUGUUCUUCCGGAGAAGAAGAGUCCAAGUCUUACUCCAAUGGAUUGGGUUAAAUUCCUUAUCUCUGCAGUCAUUGGACUGGUAGCAGUUGCAGGUUCUGUUGAAUUGCCAAAAGCCGAUUUUUGGGUCUUGUUUGCAGUUCUCUCCACAGUGAUUGGAUAUGUUGCAAAAACAUAUUUCACAUUCCAACAAAACAUGGCUACAUACCAGAACCUGAUUACCCAGUCGAUGUAUGACAAACAAUUAGAUAGUGGAAGGGGUACUUUACUCCACUUGUGUGAUGACGUAAUUCAGCAAGAAGUAAAGGAGGUCAUUGUCGCAUUCUUCAUAUUGAUGGAGCAGGGGAAGGCGACCUUGCAGGAUCUUGACCUGCGAUGUGAGGAACUGAUACAGGAAGAAUUUCAGGUAAGCUGUAACUUUGAUGUUGAUGAUGCAGUAAAAAAGUUGGAGAAGUUGGGCAUUGUUACUCGGGAUACAAUUGGAAGAUACUACUUCGUAGGUCUGAAGCGGGCGAAUGAGAUUAUUGGGACUACGACGGAAGAGCUUGUUCUCAAGGCAAAGCAGGGAACUAUUGCUGCUGCUCCUUGAAAAUGCAGAUCACAAGUCUUGCCUAUUUUAUACGAUAGUAUAUCGAAUUGUUUUUGAAGAUGAUCCUGCUGCAAUCAGAUGAGCUUUGUGGUUUGAAUAUAAUGUAGAAUAAUGCAAGGGUUGUAUCCUAGUUCCUGUCUGCCAGGUGUUGUUGCUCUCUUUGUCACUUCAACCCUUUUGACAAAUUUUUCUGUAAUACAAGAGAUUAUUUUUCUGGAUUCUUUUCUGUAGUACAAGAGCUUAUUUAUUCUGAAUUCUUCAGUAGUCGAUUCAUUACUUCUACCCUAAAGAAAGGUGUGACUGUACUCCCUGAAAGGUGUGACUGUACUCCCUGGGUUCUGGGUUAUUUACUCGGCGAGUACUCGGUGAGUACUCCCUACUCGGCCUAUGACCUUGCAGAUUAGCACAUUACUCGGCCCGAGUUAUUAUUCCGAGUUACUCGCCGAGUACUCGGCGAGUUAGCCAACUCGGUCAGUGGGUCACAAAGGCGAUUUACUCGGAGUACUCGGUAUUUAAAAAAAAACAUUACCUCCGCUUGGAAAAAAUCAAAUUGAGAUUAUCCUCUUUGUUGUUUCUUAUUCUCUCUCAUGUUGCCUAUUAUAUUCUUCUCUGUAUACUGUAAUAAACUCUAAGAAUUUUGGAUUGUUCUUCGUUUGCUUGUGCUUCUUAAACUGGUGUUUUCAUUGUACAUUUUCAAGUCUUUGGCCAACUAAAGUGAAUGUAUUGAAUGUA